AACACCAUGUGCUGCGCGCUGCUGCCGUUUUGCUUCCUAUUCAGCAAACUCGCCGAUUAUGCUGCUUCGGGCUACCUCACGGUCAGUAUUGAACCUCUUCCGCCCGUGGUCGUGGGCGACGCCGUUACCCUGAAAUGUAACUUCAAGACCGACGGCAGAAUGAGAGAAAUCGUCUGGUAUCGGGUAACAGACGGUGGCACCAUCAAACAGAAAAUCUUCACCUUCGAUGCCAUGUUCUCCACCAACCAGUCACACAUGGAGAACUACCGUAAGAGGGAAGACCUGGUCUACCAGUCCACAGUGAGGCUUCCCGAAGUCCGAAUUUCGGACAACGGACCGUAUGAAUGUCACGUGGGGAUUUACGAUCGGGCGACGCGUGAGAAAGUGGUCCUAGCCUCGGGCAACAUCUUUCUCAACGUGAUGUCGCCUCCCACAUCCAUCUCGGUCAUUGCUGCGGAUACCCCAGCUCCGUUCAGCCGCUACCAAGCCCAGAAUUUUACCUUGGUCUGCCUUGUCUCUGGUGGAAAACCUGCCCCCACGGUUUACUUUAAAAGAGACGGAGAAUUGAUACAGGGUAUCGCUCUGACGGAACCGCCGGUCAACGCCGCCGGGUUGCAGGACAGCCGAGCUGCCCGGAACCUCUUCCAUCGGGAUUUAGACGACACCAAGAUGCAGCGGUCGCUCUCGCUGCUGAACGUGGAGGACCGGGGUGGGAGGCUCUACACCGAGGACCCCUUCCAAGGCCUCACCCCUGACCGGGGACUGUUGCUCAGACCCACCACCGAGAAUAUCCCUGAGACUGUGGUGAGCCGGGAGUUCCCGCGGUGGAUCCAGAACGCCGAUCCCACGUAUUUCUUCCACCACACCCACAUCCCUAUCAGCGACGGCACCGUGGAGGUGCGGGCCAUGCUUAUGUGGACCCUUAAUCCUCAGAUAGACAAUGACGCUCUCUUUAGUUGUGAGGUCAAGCACGAGGCCCUCUCUAUGCCCAUGCAGUCCGAAGUGACUCUAGUGGCUCCAAAGGGUCCCAAAAUUUUGAUGACCCCAACAAGAGCCCGCGUUGGAGACACAGUCCGUAUCCUGGUCCAAGGGUUUCAGAAUGAAGUCUUCCCCGAGCCCAUGUUCACUUGGACCCGUGUCGGGAGCCGGCUCCUGGACGGCAGCACCGAACACGACGGAAAGGAGCUGGUGUUGGAACGCGUGCCGGCCGAACUGAACGGCUCGAUGUACCGCUGCACGGCGCAGAACCCUUUGGGCUCCACCGAUACCCACACCAGGCUGAUAGUGUUCGAAAACCCCAAUAUUCCAAGAGGAACAGAAGACUCCAACGGUUCGACGAGUCGCCAGUGCAGCUUCAGACUAUUUCUGGCUAUCUUCUUUACAGUCACUUUGGAACUGACGUGAAAGGAAAGCGGGUGCAUUUUAGAAAUCUGGGUUCUCCUCUCUCCCCCCGCCCCCA
This is a messenger RNA of Ahaetulla prasina, 1459 nucleotides long. It is a transcript of the gene IGSF21, whose product is annotated as immunoglobin superfamily member 21. The record is from RefSeq and is a predicted model, not a curated record. Bases 7 to 1404 code for a protein of 465 amino acids. The transcript has 10 exons. Gene Ontology annotation, biological process: homophilic cell-cell adhesion; heterophilic cell-cell adhesion. Lineage: Eukaryota; Metazoa; Chordata; Lepidosauria; Squamata; Colubridae. Gene Ontology annotation, cellular component: adherens junction.